Molecule: messenger RNA, 2420 nt
Organism: Westerdykella ornata
Lineage: Eukaryota; Fungi; Ascomycota; Dothideomycetes; Pleosporales; Sporormiaceae
Exons: 2
Coding region: 175-2340 (721 amino acids)
Source: RefSeq, a predicted model, not a curated record
AUCUCGGCCUUUGUCAACCCCGCUGGAUCUAGAUCUACAGGGCCGCUGAGCGGAUCUCUGGUCUCCAAGUCCAAAUUUCCCCGUCUAAUCACCAUAUUGUUUCGUGGGGAGGAAACCCGAGUAUAUCAGUUCUUCGUUCGAAUUCACCAACCAGUACCCGAUUUUCCCCCGCUCAUGCUCAUCCAGGACGACUUCGUUGGCCCGAAAAUGAAUGUCGAUCGGCAUUUGCAGCGAUCCAGCUGGAAGGCCGAGGCCAUUCGGCGGGGGGAGCUGAAGAUCAGCGGGCCGAUUCCCAUCACGGAGGAGACGCCGCUGAACGAGGAGGAAGAGAGACAGUAUGCGGAGAAGGGGCAUUUGGAUCUGCAUACGUCGGCGCAGUCGGUGGACUCGGAUAUUUUGGGAAUUCAGCAGGCCCAUACGCCUUCAGUGCAACCGGUCGUGACUGAAAACGUGAGUCCGAAUGGAACGGGCGACGAGGGAAUCGCGGCAGAGGAGCAGGAACCCGUACAUGUGCUUAGACAUAAGGUGUCGAGAGAUAGUCUCCGAGGCACCGGCGAGUUGCAAGCAAGGAGCUCGACGCAGCCGCUGUCGUACGCCGCCAGCAGCCCUUACGCGCCUCUUCCUCGGAGCUCUACGACAGCGGCCGCGAAGAAGAAAAGAGGAGGCAGUAUUCGAAAUGUCUUCCGCAAAAUGUUUGGACGGCGUGGUCGCGAAGAGCAGCAUGAGCCUUCGGAACCGGUGAUUCGGCAUUCGCACCAUCGCAGUGAGCCGAUAACCAUCCACGAGUCCCCGAAAAUGACGCGAGAAAACGUCUCCGGAACGACACGUAUAUCCGACCUCCCCGUCCCCGAACUCGAGCCCAUCAAUCCGCUGGGCCAACAUCUUCCCUUCCCCAUGAACGUCAAUGCUCCCCAGCAAGCAAGUCCGCCGCACAAUUAUAUCUCUUUCGACCGCCCGUCCCUGGAGACUAUGGGAAGACGGGCCACUCUUCCGAAUAUCUUACACCACCAUACCGUAGCCGGGCAGGACGACGCCGCAGACCCAGAGCCCCCGCAGCAUGACGGCCGACAAAUCGGCAUCGCCCUGUCCAGUCCCCCGCAAACCUCCCAUUCCAUUCAGUCCAAGCGACGAUCGCGAAGUGCAGGCGCUUUGCGGGACUUGGCUAGAAACCGCCCUUCCGUGGAGCGGAGACGCAGCGACGAGAUUCGCUAUUGGAGGGCGAGUAAUCAGUCCGGGAGCGUUUAUAGCACCGUGAGCCCGAGGCCGCAGACUGCGAGGACGGUCGAUACGGUGCGCACGGUCGAGGGGUUAGGUGCGACGGUGGUGCACGAAUACAGGGUGCACGAAGUCGAAGCCCCCGAACGAGCCGAGUCGAGGACCGCCCAGGUCGAAGAGAUUCCCCAAGCGGAGUUGGAGCAGGAAUCGCAGGUGCCGCUACCGCUGCCUGUUGGAGCGUUCAAUUUCGGCAACUUGCAGAGCAGUUUCCUCGACGUGGAGGGUCCAGAAGACGAAGACGAGGAAGUACAAGCAGAAGCAGAAGCAGGAAGUCCCCACCCAACCCCCCAUCCACACAACCGCCUAUCCAUAGAAGACCGCGUCUCACACCUCGAAUCCCACCUCCUCUCCCUCGAAACCAAAGUCCGGCAAAUCUCCACCUGCAACAACCGCCACACAAUCAUAUUAGAAAACGCACCCUCGGGACCACAGUACCGCAACCGGACCUCCUCCCCCUCACAACCUCAGACCCACUCGUCCACCCCAGAGCGCACCACCCCACCAAGCCCUCCGCACCCUCAUCCUCCAUCGCCAACCCUGCAAUCCCUCUCCUUCUCCUCUCCCUCUCCUCCUCCAAACGCACACGUCGCCGUAGCCUCCUCCACCGAGUCUCUAACCACCCACCUCACACACCUCACGCAAGCCCUGCACAGCGAGCGCCUGGCCCGCAAAGCCCUCCAACACGAUGUCUCGGUCUUGCGCAACGAGAUUGCGUCCUUGCACGCGCUGGUGCAUAGAUUGCUCUCGCGCUCGCAGCUGGGGAGUCCGUCGUAUCCGACGCCUUCGCCUGAUGCUAUUGUUGCGAGUAGUGAGGAGCAGCGGGGGGCUACGCCGCGUGCGCCUGGGCUGGGUGUCGAGGGCGGGAAGGAGCAGGGGGGAGGGUCGCCGGAGACGUUAAGGAUGGGGAGGGUGAGGGAUACAGUUGUGAGUCGGUUUAGUGGGAGUGAGAGUGAGAGGGAUGGUGAUGGGGAGGGGGAAGGGGAGAGUGUGCUUAGUGGGAGGGAGGAGUUGGCGAGUUUGGAGGCGUGGGCUACGCCUAGGGAGGAAGUGGUGAAGGAGUUUUGAGGGAGAGAUGAAGGGUGGGUUGGGAUUGCUGGGUGUGAUGGUGUCGUUUGGUGGGUGUGGUUACGCAUCGUGUUGAUUGG